AUGAAUUAACCCUCGGAUGAUUAAUCAUAUAAAACUAUUAAAUCCGCAAAGUCGUAGGCUUAGAUAGGACAAACAGUUUCUGGGGAGUAUUCAUCGGAGAGGAAAAAGUAAAUAUAAUAAAAAAUUUACUUAAUUUUGAAUGAUUACGAAUGCAAUAAGUUAGUAAGAGAAUGAAUAAUGUAGGCGUUUUUCUUAUCAAUUUUAUCGAUCUUCAUAAUCUCACUUGAUAUUAUAUUACUAAUUUUAGAGACUGAAAAGGAAUUGGGAAUAAUGGACAUUUGGGUAACUGCUAAUUCAGGAGUGAGCGGUUACUUUUUAGUGGAAUAUAUUUUCAGAGUGGCCUCUUAUAAUGCUUUUGAUGAAACUUUGGCUGAAUUUUUUAAGAGUAAAUUAGUAACUAAUUAAGAACCUUUUAAUUUAGUGGAUAUACUUGCAUUGGUAUAUUCUAUAAUUGAAUAAAUCUUGUAUAUUGUUGACGUGUGGGUUGAUCCUAGAAUUAAGGUAUUAAGAAUGCUGAUUGUUCUUCGUCUCAUUAGAAUAUUUAAGUUUUCCACUUUCUCUCUGGGAGUCAAGGUAUGUGAUUGAUAAGUAGAAUAGAUAUUAAUAAGAGGACUAUCAGAAAGCAUGCAAGCACUUUCAUUGCUCCUAUUUUUCACCAUGAUAUGUAUUGAUUUAUUCAAACUACUGAGGUGUGAUAUUGAUAUCUAGUUUUAUGUACUUCGCUGAGAAAGAGUUUGUGGAUGAUAGUCAAAUCUAAAAUAUCCCUUAAGCAAUCUGGUGGGCAAUCAUAACAAUAACAACUGUAGGGUAUGGAGAUUAUGUUCCCAAAUCUUUACUCGGAAAAUUUAUUGGAGUCUUGAGUCUAAUUUUUGGAGUAUUAUUACUUUCACUUCCCGUAGCCAUUAUUGGAAAUAAAUUCUAAGAGAUUUAUUUGUAAAACAAGAAGGAAGAAACCAAAAGAGCCAGAAAGAAUGCAAAGGUGAAAAUGAAUAACUAAAAAUUAGACUCAUUACAAUUCAAUUUAGAAUUAGAAUGAAAAAGAAAUAUACAGAAUAAUAUUAAAAUUAAAUGAGUUGGAGUAAGUGAAUGAAAGAAUCGAGCAAUGUUUGAAAGAUAAUCAAUUUCUAUAUAGAAGUAACUCAGUCAUAGCAUAUUUGUAGGUAUAUCUAGAGAUGCUUAGAGCAUGAUAGAUAAGAUUGAAAUCAAUAGAGAAAACGGUAAGAGCAAGAGCAAACAGAAGGAAAGGCUGAGUACCCAAGAAAGAAUAAUAAAGAUUAGAGAAGAAAUUCUAAAUAGUAGAAAAAAUAGAUGA
Messenger RNA from Paramecium octaurelia, 1312 nucleotides. The record is from the annotation of a GenBank genome assembly. Lineage: Eukaryota; Ciliophora; Oligohymenophorea; Peniculida; Parameciidae.